AGACGGUAUCGCACAGACACACACACACUCGCUCACACUUGAUACAUGCUCAAUCGAUUCAAAUUCAUGCUUGCCUGCUUGCAAUGAAGACUUGCUUUCUGCUCAAAAUAUCCCACAGAGUGAUUCUGAAAAGAAUAACAAACAGCUAAAUGACAACUGCUGCAUGACUUUACAGUCAAAUGGUUUCAAACAAUUUCCUGAGUUUGCUCUGACGCUCUGACGAAGGUGAACGUAUGGUGUUUUUAGUAGACUCAGGAGCAACACAUUUGGUAAUAAAAUCUUCCAUGUUUUCCAAUCCACCUAAAAUGAGUGGACGAUUUGUGGACACUAUAGGUUCGUCUGGCCAGACAAUAAAAGAAAAACUUACUGUGCCUCUUUCUUGCACAACAUCAGACAGCAAGACACUCAAACAUUCAUUUUUGCUUUCAAACUUAUGCCCAGUUAAUCUAUUAGGAAGAGAUCUCAUGUGUAGUUUAGGUAUUUCACUGAUUUCAACAACCAGGUCACAACCACGGACAAUGUGAAUAAUUUUUCUUUUGUUUGUGUUAAUUUCAGCUCAGAGCCGCUGCUCUACUCUUAUCAGUGGCUGCUGAAGGGAGAGGCUGUAACUGAGGCCCUCAUACAGGCUGCUCGACAGCUUGUUUCCUCACAGAAUACGACCUUUAGAGACGCAUCUGACCUGUCUUGUACAGCACAUGUGUCCACUGGUCCUGAUGAGAAGUUUGAAAAAUCAUGGUUACGCACACAUGCGGACAAACUGACCUCAACCUCUCUAUUUUGGGAUGAACAUAGGUCUGCGCUUGCGAUUUCUCUCACUAACGAACAAGAGAGAUUUGUUGAUGCUUAUUCUACAGAUCCACAUGUCCUUCUGUCAAAACAUGACGGAGACAGAUGGCAGGACUUGGGUCCUUUCGUGGACAGAUGUCAACGGGAAGGAGACUGGCAAACGACUUCCGACCCAAAUGUGAUGUAUUCACCUACUUUGCAUGCUUACAAAAAACUUUUUCAGUCUAACUUUCAUGCGCAGCGUACAGUGCAGUUGGUACCUCAACAUUCCACGCACACUCGACACCACGUGUUUUUGUCGGAGGACGCGCUGACGCAGUAUCCAGCCUUACAGGAAGUUCCAGCUUCCCUGUGGGCGACACACAAAUAUGAUGUAGGUUUGAUCAAAGGGUGUGACCCAGUGGUCAUCACGCCAAAAUCUGACUACAGACCAUGCAAACGGCAAUACCCUUUAAAGAGAGAAGCAAUUGAAGGGAUAACACCGGUGUUUAACUCUCUUUUGAAAGCAGGAGUCAUCGUCCCGUGUGACAACUCUCCAGUGAGGACUCCACUCUUCCCAGUUAAGAAAAUCAGAGACAAAGGACAGCCAACAGAAUGGAGGUUUGUCCAGGAUCUGCAAGCAGUAAAUGCGGCGGUCUAACCACGCGCGCCUACGGCACCGCCCUGCUGAGUGAGGAUCAGGAAACUUGCACAGCAGACACGAUCAAGCUGCUGAAACACCUGCAUGCUGCUGGACACAGAGCAAGUCUGUCUAAAUUACAGUUCGUUCAGACUGAAGUUACCUUCCUAGGUCACAUCAUCACCGCUGAAGGAAAAUCCAUUUUACCUAAAAGAGCUGAAGCUAUUCAGAACCUGCCUAAAUCGUGCACAUACAAACAGCUUAUGUCCUUUUUAGGCAUGUGCUCUUAUUGCAGGAAUUUCAUUCCUAACUGCGCCGUCUUGGAGGCUCCGCUUAGAGCUCUGAUGCAGACAUCUUCUGCAUCCACCACCCGCCUCAUGUGGACGUCUGAGGCUGAACAGGCGUUCACCGACCUCAAACUUGCUCUUCAGUCGGCUCCUACUUUGGGUCUGCCUGACCCUACGCGACCUUUCACCCAAACAGUGGAUGAGAAAUCAGGUUGUAUGACCUCGGAGGGCGUCCACGCCCUGUAGCCUAUUUCUCUGCGGGGCUCCCACGAUGCCUCCGAGCAGUGGCUGCGGCAGAGAAAGCCGUGCUGGCAUCACGUGACAUUGUUGGCUAUUCUGAUGUCACCCUGCUGGUUCCUCAUGCCGUGUCUUUGAUCCUUUUGGAACAAAAAACAUCACAUCUUUCUACAGCCCGAUGGCUUAGAUACAACACCAUCUUACUGGAAAUGCCAAACAUUACUGUCAAAAGGUGCAAUGUGCUUAACCCAGCCACUUUGUUUCCAGGCCCUGACAAUGGCGAGCCUCACAACUGUGUUUCGGUCUUGAACCAGGUCUGCACUCCGCGCCCAGAUCUAUCGGAGGUGCCAAUUCCUAACUGUGACCUCGUUCUCUUUGUUGAUGGCUCCGCCUCUAGAGACCCUGCUUCGGGCCACUGUCAGGUUGGAUAUGCAGUCUGCACCUCUCAUACUGUUUUACAGUCUGGCGCUUUGCCAGGACAUUACUCUGCUCAGGCUGCGGAGUUGAUCGCACUGACCGAAGCCUGUAAAUUGGCUGAAGGGAAGUCUGCUACUAUCUACACAGACUCCAGAUACGCUUUUGGCGUCACACAUGACUUUGGUGCUCUGUGGAAACACAGAAAGUUUUUGAAAUCUGAUGGCAAACCUAUCUUGCAUCAUGAUAAGGUUGCUGAUCUGCUCGAUGCAAUUCUGUUACCAGCUGCAAUUGCUGUAUGUAAGUGCCCUGCACACACUGGGGGCACUGAUCCCAUCUCUGCUGGAAACGCACGCGCUGAUGCUGCUGCAAAGGCAGCUGCCCGACUUCCCCUUCCCUUUGUUCCCUGCCUCUUAUCCUCCACCUCUACCCAACCUCCCUCUCCUCCCUCUGCUCUCCCUGAUCUUCAGACAUUCUCUACCCCACAGGAACGCAAGCUCUGGCUGACGAAUGGCGCCACCAGUAGCCAUGGCGUUUGGUAUGGGCCCGACGGCAAACCUUGCCUACCUAAACACUUUUUCCCUCAUUUCGCGAAGUUGACACAUGGAUUAGACCAUGUAUCAAAGGGGGGAAUGUUAGAUGCUCUUACAAAACAUUGGUACACUAAGGGAUUUUCAAUCUAUGUGCAAAAAUACUGCGAAGCAUGUAUGACAUGCGCCCAACACAACCCAGGUAAGACGACUGCCAAACCACUGGCAGCUCACCCACCACCGGAACAGGCGUUUGACCAUUUAAUGCUGGACUUCAUCGAACUAACGCCAGCAGAAGGUAAAAAGUAUUGUUUAGUGAUUGUUGAUAUGUGGUCAAAAUGGGUGGAGGCCUUCCCAGCUAAACAUGCUAACAGCCAUGCAGUUACCAAAGCCUUGCUGACAGAAAUAAUUCCCAGAUGGGGGAUUCCAUCUAAAAUCAGCAGUGACAACGGCUCACACUUUGCAAAUCAAGCCCUUGAGGAAGUGGGAAAGUUUCUGAACAUCAACAUCAGAAAGCACUGCUCUUACCACCCUCAAAGCGGAGGGGCGGUAGAGAGAGAGAAUGGCACUUUGAAAAACAAACUGGCUAAAUGCUGCUCAGAGACUGGUCUCAAGUGGACUCAGGCUCUUCCCAUUGUGCUCUCAUACAUGAGAAUGAGGAGAAGGAUGAGAACAAACCUCAGCCCGUAUGAGAUUCUAUUUGGUAGACCUCCUAUGAUGGGACUCCACCCUGAGACUGAGACUAGGAUUUUACCACCUACUGAAAUGUGCGAAGACGCAAUGCUACAGUACUGUAAGAACUUAUCCUCUGUUCUUUCCCAAAUCUCCAAACAGGUGAAAGCGUCUCUGCCCAAACAGGCGACAGAACCACUGCACAUCAUUCAACCAGGAGACUGGGUGAUCAUUAAGGAGCUUCGCAGGAAGCACUGGAACCCAAAGCGGUGGCAAGGUCCCUUCCAAGUCCUUCUGACGACCAACACGGCUGUGAAGAUCGCAGAAAGAGCGACUUGGAUCCACUCCAGCCACUGCAGGAAGGUCCCGGAUCCGACAGACGACCCUCCAUCUACAUCUACACCACAUGAGAAAACUACCACUGACGAAAAGAACUGAGAAGGACGACCCUCGCUGUGCUCACACACGCACUGAGGCGAGGCUGCGUUGACCGUUCAGCUAAAGGUGUGAGCCAAGCGCCGCCUGAAGCUGCGCCGGUGAAUCACACUAUCAGACCAUACAUCUACACACACGCUCCUGAGAAAACACACACACGAGCAGCCUUGAGUUGCCGACGCUGGACGACGUGUAGACUCUUCACAUCACGGGGAGUGACAGUGACUCAGACGACAUUGGGAGGAAACCUGGCGGUGAUAACGAACCCCAAGUGUCUCUGUGAUCAGCUGAUCACAACCUGAAGAACCCCAACGAACUGUCAAGGUGUCAACACACAGGUUGGAAACAAUCUAACACCACUGUUCAACAGGAAGAAGAAGACAUUGAUUGUGAUCCUGUUGUUUUAAUCUUCACUGUAUAUUACUUUAAUAUUUGCUCUAAAUUGUGUGGUUGAUUUACAUGUAUGCCUCUCUGUGAUUUUAUCCACUAUUUUUGAACAAAACAUUUUACGUUUUCACUUGAUUCACACUUUCACACAAAUUUUUAUCUUCCACUGACGCAAAAUGACAUCCACCAGACGAAACAAGAUAAAAAUGAUUGUCAUAUCGACGAUGACAGCAAUAUGCGUGGUCACUCUGACAUUAGCAUCAACCGAAGACACUCUUAUCCACUGCACACCAGAGUCACCCACAAAUCGAUCAUGCUUAGUUUGUGCCAUUAGAGACCUGAUGACCAUGACGGAACAAUUGCCCUACAUAGCGAAGACAACAUGGCAGAAUAGAAUGGCCUUAGAGAUGUUAUUAACAAAGAUGGGAAGUGUUUGUGUCAGGUUUGGUAAAACAUGCUGUACCUUUAUUCAGGAUGAUUGAACAUGAACUGAUUGGAAUCAAUUAUAGGCUUAUGUCCCUGUCUUUCCCAUACACAAGGGUUAUUCUAGUAUAACUACCCACAAAAAACAGCUCACAAUCUUUUAUCCCUACGCCAUUUACAUCUUUAUAAGCAAUACAUUUAACAAAUCAUUUUUAAAGAAUGCUUUAUUACUACAGAAUGAAUACCACGAUUGACAAUUUUUAUUCUUUCAAUGUUUGAUUAAUGUGUAAUCAAAAGGGGGGAAGUGUAAUGGAAAAAUUGUACUUUAAUGCUCUUGUGUUCAUUUCUGACUCUGUAUAAUGCAUUCUGUACUUGUUGAUUAGACCCAGAAUUGAACAUUAUUAGACAAACAAUCUAUCUUCCUCUCAAGGUUCUGUCGCACAUUAAGUGCUGACAUCUAAUGUUGUGUUUGACUGACCGAUUGUUUAUGGCUUGGGUCUGCCUUUUACCCCUGGUCUCUGGCUCCUUUCUAUCUGAUGCCCCACCAGACCCAAGGCUGUAGACCUUGUGUAUUCCCUGUGUAAUGUAAACAUCUUCACCCACAGUGUGAUAGGAAGAUUCCACCAGGUCCCGGGAGAGAGGUUAAAAGGCAGAGACAACCUCAGAACGGGGUGAUCUUUGGAUUAUACCUCCGUGGUGUAUGUUCUGAUCUCCCCAGCUGGCUUUUUAUUUGCUUUCCUCAUUACUUGUUAUUUUCUUUAUUAUUUCAAUAAAUCGCACAAAAGGACAA
Molecule: messenger RNA, 5580 nt
Organism: Betta splendens (Siamese fighting fish)
Lineage: Eukaryota; Metazoa; Chordata; Actinopteri; Anabantiformes; Osphronemidae
Exons: 2
Coding region: 2139-3983 (614 amino acids)
Biological process (GO): DNA integration
Molecular function (GO): nucleic acid binding; RNA-DNA hybrid ribonuclease activity
Source: RefSeq, a predicted model, not a curated record